GAUGGCGAUGUGCAGCUGUUUGUUUCUCUCUGCAGCCGGGUAUUAGAAGGGCUGGAUUUGCAGAGAGAAAACUCAAACCAAAACAUCACAUCAAGAUCUGACAGAGUCACUCAAUUCACCAGGACGUGAAUGCCAUCAUUUUGGAAAGUGGAAGGAGAAAUGUUUGUCUGUUCUGCCUGUGGGAAAGGAUUUCAAACAUCAGUGUGACUGGAAAAGCACUGUGACACACACACGCACACCCGAGUGAGAGUGUUCCAGUGAACUGACUGUGGAAAAAGCUUUAACCAGUUACACAGCCUGAAAAAAGCAUUGCACUAUUCAAGUGGGAAGAAACUGUACAUGUGUAUUGUGUGUGGAUAUGGCUUCCACUGAUCAUCUAUCCUGCAGAGACUCAAGGGCACCCACACAAUGGAGAAACUGUGGAAAUGUGGGGACUGUGGAAAGGGAUUCAAUUACCCAUCCCGGCUGGAAAACCAUCGACGCAGUCACACUGGGGAGAGGCCGUUCACCUGCUCCGAGUGUGGGAAGGGAUUCACACGAUCAUCUGAACUGCUAACACACCAGCGAGUUCACACUGGGGAGAGGCCGUUCUCCUGCUCCGAGUGCGGGAAGAGAUUCAUUCAAUCAUCUGACAUGCUGAGACACCAGCGAGUUCACACUGGGGAGAGGCUGUUCACCUGCUCUGAUUGUGGGAAGGGAUUCUUUCGGUCAUCCCAACUGCUAACACACUGGCUAGUUCACACAGGGGAGAGGCCAUUCACCUGUUCCGAGUGUGGGAAGGGAUUUAUUCAGCCAUCUGACCUGCUGAGGCACCAGCGAGUUCACACUGGGGAGAGACCUUUCACUUGCCCUGUAUGUGGGAAAGGAUUCACUGGGUCCUCUGACCUGCUGAAGCAUCAACGAAUUCACACUGGGGAGAGGCCAUUCAGUUGUACUUCCUGUGGAAAGAGAUUCACGUCUUCUUCCAACCUGCUGAGACACCAGCGGGUUCACACUGGAGACCAUGCAGAUGCUUAGCUGUGGGAAGAAAUUCACUCAGUCAUCCAACCUAAUGACGCACCAGAGGGUUCACUCUAGGGAGAGGCGGUUCACCUGCUGCAAGUGUGAGAAGGGAUUCAUUCACUCAUCUCACCUGCUGAUGCACCAGCGAGUUCACAAGUGACUGCAGGGAUUGGAUUCUCCUUUGAUUGCUGCUUUUAACCACAUCCAGGUCUGAACCAUGUUCAGUUUGACAGUUGGGGUUUGUUUCUGCUGAUGUUAGUAAUCCCUGUAACUGGGCUUUAGUUUAAUAUUCUGGAUCUGUGUUCUUGGGGCUGCAGUGACCCUUUAAGAACCGCUGUCUCUGAUCUUUCUCCAUAAUUCAGGAACUCUCAUCAGAAAUUAGUUUACAAAAAGAUUCUGAACUUUUACUUCAAUCUUAAAUUGAUCUUUGGUAUGAACUCAACAAUUCAGUAUCUGAGAGGUUCCAUAUUAACAUCUCCAAUUAGCAAGUGCUGAUUAGUCCUUGCUGCCAAUUCUUACUGACUUGUACAUUACUCACAGUGACACCUCCAUUAUCCACCAGAAAGAAGGGGAAUGGGAAUUGGUGGAGAAUCGAGAGUUUCCAAAUGUUACCCCUCCCGUCUGGUACUGAAAUCCUCUCAGCACGAGAAUGGAGACAAGUUCAAUCCAAGUAACGGACUGUAAGAAAUCGCUGUCUAAUAUUCCUAUGAAAGCUUUGGAAAUUUAGGGAAUAUUAUAAGAAUAGCUCACUCUCUCUUAUGAAGAAAGCUUCCAUAGCAGCUUGCUGGCUGACAAACACAGGACAGGCCUGUUAUCUCUGCCAAGGACAUAUCUCUAGCACAGGCCCUGAAACAAGACAUUUCUAACCCUGGCAUGACCCAUACAUAAACCAACUGCCUGUGUAAAGGUUAAAACAGGCUCUCGAGAGCACGGAGAUAUCGACGUGAUCCACACUGGCUUCAGCCCAAUACCCAUACUCUGGCUCACACCAGUUAACCGUUCAGAGGAGACUGUCACCACCAGCAUCACUCUGCGUAAUCUGUCUGUUUGUCCUCCGGGACCAGUAAACCGUUCUCACCUGUCAUGGGUCAUGUGUUUACCUGUCUAUUUUACGCAUCAUGUUUAAACUGUUACUUCUCAAUAAACUACUUUAAA
Messenger RNA from Carcharodon carcharias (great white shark), 2157 nucleotides. Its product is annotated as zinc finger protein 239-like. NCBI's taxonomy places the organism in Eukaryota, Metazoa, Chordata, Chondrichthyes, Lamniformes, Lamnidae. The transcript is spliced from 2 exons. Bases 409 to 1017 code for a protein of 202 amino acids. The record is from RefSeq and is a predicted model, not a curated record. Gene Ontology annotation, biological process: regulation of transcription by RNA polymerase II. Gene Ontology annotation, molecular function: DNA-binding transcription factor activity; RNA polymerase II cis-regulatory region sequence-specific DNA binding.